Peniophora sp. CBMAI 1063 is the source of this 1893-nucleotide messenger RNA. NCBI's taxonomy places the organism in Eukaryota, Fungi, Basidiomycota, Agaricomycetes, Russulales, Peniophoraceae. The record is from the annotation of a GenBank genome assembly.
AUGUCUCUACUCCUCGUCGUGAGCGGGCUCGCGCUCGUAUUAACCGCCUAUGUCUUGCACCCGCUCCUGCAUCUUGUUCUCGCGCUCUGGCUUUCGCCUCUCGCGCGGCUGCCAUCCCCGCCUUCACCGUCUCUGCUGCUCGGAAACCUGGCGGCUAUCGCUGACCAGGAGAACAACGAUGUCAUGACGAGCUGGACCAGGAUUUAUGGCUCCACAUUUACCUAUCGUGGCUUUAUCGGUGGCAGGCGCUUAUUGACCACCGAUCCGCUCGCGUUGAAUCAUAUUCUCGGUCACGCGUACGAGUACCCUAAGCCCGAGUUCGUGCGCGCGAGUUUGUCGGCUAUGGUGGCUGGAGAAGGAGGACUCUUGACCGUGGAGGGGGAGGUUCAUCGUCGACAGAGAAAGGUGCUGAACCAGGCGUUCACUCCUGCAUCCAUCAAAACGCUCUAUCCGCUGUUUCAGCGCAAAGCCGUCGAGUUACGCGAUGUGCUCUUCCGCGCGACCGAGACCUUUACGCCACCAGCCACGCCGGCGCUCACUGUGAGGCACCGAAAGUCUAAGAUGGUAGACUCGCUUGCCAUCUUGCGUUCAUUGGAUCCUCCCGCCAAGCCGGUAUCCCCAACGACAGCAAGUCACCUGCCUUCACGACAACCCGGCGUUUCGCACGGUGCUGUCGUCGACAUGCUGUCCUAUCUCUCUCGCGCCACACUCGACGUGAUCGGUGAAGCUGGUUUCGGCUAUCACUUCAACGCAUUGAGCUCUCCGGACUACAACGACGAAAAGCCGGAGAACGAACUGUCGGCGGCGUUCGCUGUCAUCUUCUCUACGGCCCGCCAGUACCGGGUGCUGAACAUCUUCCAGUCGUGGUUCCCGUUGCUCCGUCGUUAUCAACCGAAUGGCGCUUCAAUCAAAGACGCGCAGGAAACUAUCCGUCGUGUCGGGACGCAGCUCAUCACCGAACGUUUAGAAGCGUCUCCGGCCGAGGACGAGCCCCGAGAUUUGCUGAGUGCUAUCGUACGCACGAACAGUGGAGUAGGCAAGGACGCGCUAUCGCAGACCGACAUUUUAUCGCAAAUAUCAACAUUCAUCGCGGCGGGCCACGAGACAUCCGCAUCAGCACUCACAUGGACGUUCUACGCACUGGCGCGCUCGCCGGACGAGCAGACCAUUCUUCGCGACGCGAUCAGAUCAUUACCCGCAGACGCCUCACCCGACGCAUUCAUCGCCUUACCAGAACUAGACAGAGUUGUCCGCGAAGUCCUCCGCUUACACGCGCCCGUCGGCAGCACGAUGCGGGUAUACGACGGCCCCGAUCCAGAAACGGCCGUGCCGCUGGCGCGCGGCGUACGUGUGCGGCGGGACUCGCCCUGGCCGCUGUGGCGCCUUCCGGCCGGGCUUGCGGCGUUCUUGUCGUUGAGGAUCCUAUUUGGCAAUGCGAGACGGGUGAUUAAGGCGGAGGAGGAGCGCGGGACGUUCGACCCGAGAGAGUGGACGGUGGAUGAUCACGUUCGGUUGAGGCGUGGGGAUAUUAUCACUAUCCCUAUACAGGCGGUGAAUCGCGAUCCGGAGAUUUGGGGAGAGGAUGCGCGCGAGUUUCGUCCGUCGAGGUGGCUUAAUCCCCCUGCGGCGGGUGUGAGCGCGAGUGGGCUGGUCCCGCAUAUGCUCACAUUCUUGAAUGGCUCGCCGGUAAACGGCAACAGAGCCUGUAUAGGCUACCGCUUUGCUAUGGCAGAGAUUAAAAUAUUCCUUUGCGUUCUCUUACGCGACUUCGAGUUCUCGCUGGACGAGGGCGUCGUAAUCGAGAAGCGCGUCAACGUUGUUACCCGACCAUUCGUUGUGUCUUCACCGGAACUCGGCAACCAGAUGCCGCUCAGGCUCAGAAGGAUCCCUUAA